UUCUUGGUGUUCGUAUAUAACGUAAACAGUGCGAUCCAAACACGCCUCAGUCUACGUUCCGCUUCGUACAGAGCCAGUUUAUCGUGCUCACUGUAACAAUGGCUCUAUUUCGCGCUAUAAUUAUUUUGGUCUGCUUAGGCUUAAUAGAGGCUAAAUUGUUGAAGUUAACAUGUAAGGAGAUUCAUCAGUUUGUCGACGGUCACAACUCGCGGCGACUGCAGGUGGCUAAGGGGGAGUUGAAGGACCAGCCCGCGGCCUCAGAAAUGAAGUCAGUGGUGUGGGAUAAAGAAUUAGCAACAAAGGCAGCCAGGUGGGCUUCACGCAACAAGUUUGAACAUAACCCAGACAAAACAAUCCCUUCGGGUAGGUUCAAGACGGGUGAGAAUCUGUACUUGUUCUCGACGACCGGCAAGGGCUACGUGUUCAAUCCGAACCCCAGCAUGGUCAAUUGGUUCGAGGAGCACCACCAGUGGACCUACAAUGAUCUGAAGACCAGUGACUUCAGGACUCCUAUGCCUAUUGGACACUAUACUCAGAUGGUGUGGUCUAACUCUACAUACAUCGGCUGCGGGGUGUCUGAGUUCCAGCAGAGCAAUUGGAUCAAGUACCUCGUCGUCUGUAACUAUGGACCUGCGGGCAAUAUCAUAGGUCACACGCCGUAUCCAGCGGGCAGAGGCACGGGGCAAUUGACUUGCGGCGCUAAGAACUGUAACCGACCUUAUGGAGGGUGCUAACGAUACCUCGAGUUAUUCUCAAGUGAUAUAUUUAUUAUACAGUUUGUUCGUAAUAAAAAUGACGGUGUGGAUCUCAGAUGAAUUUUUUCGCAGUUUAGACUUGAAGUCCAUUCGCAGGUAAUUUACAUUUACACGCUUCAUUUUCUGUAAUAUGUAGAUUACGUAAGCAUGAGCGGAGCUGGAGCGGGGGGGAUUCAUUACCUUCCCCUGGGCGGCAGGUUGGGUCAUGUGAAGCCACUUCAAUUUUAUCUAACUCUCUAUGGAGAUAUGUUGUCUGCGACCUGUUGAUCCCCCCCUCCAGAAUACAGAACUUUAUUAAUAACAUAUCGUUACAAGUCAAAUACAAAAAGAUAUACAGUGUCAAUAGGCAAAAACCCCGAUAUACCAAGGGUAUCUACACCCCCCGUGACAUAAAAGUUGGAUCCGCUGCUGAUCGUAAGAGAACCAACCAGAGUAUUUUGACAGCCAUCAUCCACACCGUUGUUUACGAAAUAAGUAUUAUAUUAGAUACUAGAAUUUUAAAAUUCUGUUUAACCAAAGCAAAGUUUAUUUAUUACUAUAUCAAUAGAUAGCUACAUAUCAGAUAAUUAUUAUGUAAGUACUUAAUUAUUUUAGGCGUCUUAUCUCUACCCAAAAAUAACGAAACUUUGUAAAAUGUACGAAUAUUCGUUUUUCUCCCAGUCCGUAAAUAGUUCUAAAAUUGUUGUAGUUAGUUGUAGUUACACUUCACAUUACUUAUAUAAAACAUAAAAAUAAUGACAUGGCAAACACUUUCUAUAAGUUUUGUGUGUUAAUUGGUAGUAAGUACAAGUGAAGUAAAUACAUUUUGUUGUGUAAAAUAGAUGACAAAAAUUAAUAAAAGAACUGAUAAUAUAUUAUUA
Pectinophora gossypiella (pink bollworm) is the source of this 1615-nucleotide messenger RNA. Its product is annotated as venom allergen 3-like. The transcript has 6 exons. Lineage: Eukaryota; Metazoa; Arthropoda; Insecta; Lepidoptera; Gelechiidae. Gene Ontology annotation, cellular component: extracellular region. The record is from RefSeq and is a predicted model, not a curated record. The coding region runs from base 99 to 734 and encodes 211 amino acids.